Molecule: messenger RNA, 1082 nt
Organism: Saprolegnia diclina VS20
Lineage: Eukaryota; Oomycota; Saprolegniomycetes; Saprolegniales; Saprolegniaceae
Exons: 1
Coding region: 107-781 (224 amino acids)
Biological process (GO): regulation of flower development
Molecular function (GO): protein binding
Source: RefSeq, a predicted model, not a curated record
UUGCAGAGGUCUUGGCGGGCGGCAGGCCGGAGACCUGCAUUCUGCCGCGUCGCCGUCGAAAGUGUUUCUCAGUGCUUGAAAUUCUCGCGUGACCAUCCUGGACGCCAUGCUCCUGCUCCAAGCCGUCGACGACAUCUCGAUUGCCGAGAGCCUCAUGGCCUUGACCAAAGCCUCGGAAUCGCUCUCGUCCGCAGAGACCGAGUCCAACUCGGACUCGGACGUCGAGCCGCUGCUCGUGUCGCUGCGCCGCGCCAAGCCCGACGCGACGUCGUCGCUCAAGCAUCUCACGCGCCUCGCCGACGAAGAGUUCAAGAUCCUUAGCAGCCCAACGGGCAUUGACGAGUCGUGGUGCAUUGACACGAUGCGCAAGAUGGAGCAAGGCCUGAAACGCAUGAAGGUCGAGGAGCUGCACCUGGGCGCGAGUAGCGUCGAGGCCAAGCCGACGCACCACCACCGCCGCAACGGCCAGCUCAUCGUGCUCGACAAGGACAGCGAGUGCGAUCUGCGGCUGCAAGCGCACCAGCGCGACCGCAAGCUCUCGGUCUCAUCAUGGUGCUCGAGCGACAGCGACCAAGGCACGAAGCGCAUCGGCAGCUACUCGCCCGAAGACCGCGCCGAGCGCAUCCAGCGAUACCUCGAGAAGCGAAAGCACCGCACGUGGGGACGCAAGAUCAACUACGGCGUCCGCAAGAACUUUGCCGACUCGCGCCUCCGUGUGAAAGGCCGCUUUGUCAAGAAGGAAGAUGAAGAGCUGCUGUGUCUCUAUCUGGGCAUGACCUAAGCCGCAACGCCGCGCGUCGUCAUGCUGGACGACGGAAUCCAAGCCGCCCGCACCGCCACCUCUUCGUACCUCCUUCUCUCGUCGACGCGUCGCCUCCGCCGACCCCGCCCAACGAGCACCACCACCACUAGCAAGACCUAGCAGUAGACCCUUCUGUAGCCGUAGUCGUAGUCCAACCGUAGUAGAUUUAUCUUCCUGUGUUUUCAAUCCAAAGUCUUGGGCUGCGACCUCGCAAGCCUCGUCGACCCGAGGUAAACAGCCAGAAGGUGACGUGGAGACGCGAGAAAGGCUUUGAAACGGU